This is a messenger RNA of Sceloporus undulatus (fence lizard), 6593 nucleotides long. It is a transcript of the gene MTF1, whose product is annotated as metal regulatory transcription factor 1. The transcript has 11 exons. The coding region runs from base 157 to 2487 and encodes 776 amino acids. The record is from RefSeq and is a predicted model, not a curated record. Gene Ontology annotation, biological process: positive regulation of transcription by RNA polymerase II; central nervous system development. Gene Ontology annotation, molecular function: RNA polymerase II cis-regulatory region sequence-specific DNA binding; DNA-binding transcription activator activity, RNA polymerase II-specific. NCBI's taxonomy places the organism in Eukaryota, Metazoa, Chordata, Lepidosauria, Squamata, Phrynosomatidae. Gene Ontology annotation, cellular component: nucleus.
AGCGGAAGCGCGGCUGUUCUGAGGGAGCGACUCUCAGGGAAGGAGGGAGCCAUGGGGGUCGGGCGCGGGAGGGACUCGCCGCCGCCGCCGGCAGCAGGAGCCGAGGAGGAGCCGCCGUGCGUUCGCCCCGAGAGCCUGCCUGCCUUCUGCUGAGCCAUGGGGGAAAACAGCCCUGAGAAUGUCAUCUACUACAAGGUGGAGGAAGAGGAGGAGGAGGAAGAGGAGGAGGAGGACUGGGCCUGCGAGGAGGAGGAGCGGCUGCUGGGGUUUGCAGACAAGAACGGCCUGGCGCCGGCCUCCCCCCGGACGGUGUAUGACCGGACAACGGUCCUCAUUGAGCAGGACCGCCAGGGGCCCUUGAAGGACGAGGACGAAGAGGAGGAGGGCCCCUGCGCCGGGGACGCCCUGCUCUUCCUUCCCGAGGGCCACGAGGAGGAUGCCUUCCCUCUGAUCGCUGACCAUGAAGGCAUGUCCCAGGGCUACGUGCAGCACAUCAUUUCCCCCGAUCAGAUCCACUUGACCAUCAACCCCGGCUCCACUCCCAUGCCCAGGAACAUCGAGGGAGCCACCCUCACCUUGCAGUCAGAAUGCCCCGAGACAAAGCUCAAAGAGGUGAAGCGCUACCAGUGCACUUUUGAGGGCUGUCCUCGCACUUACAGCACUGCAGGCAACCUGCGUACCCAUCAGAAGACGCACCGGGGGGAGUACACUUUUGUGUGCAACCAGGAGGGAUGCGGGAAGGCUUUCCUCACAUCCUACAGUCUCAAAAUCCACGUCCGGGUCCACACCAAGGAGAAGCCUUUUGAGUGUGAUGUUCAGGGCUGUGAAAAAGCCUUCAAUACACUGUACAGGUUAAAAGCUCAUCAGAGACUUCACACAGGCAAGACAUUUAACUGUGAAUCGGAGGGUUGCAGCAAGUACUUCACCACGCUCAGUGAUCUGCGGAAACACAUUCGGACUCACACUGGAGAGAAGCCGUUUAGGUGUGACCACGAUGGCUGUGGAAAAGCCUUUGCUGCAAGCCACCACCUAAAGACGCAUGUCAGGACACACACUGGUGAAAGACCCUUCUUCUGCCCCAACAAUGGCUGUGAGAAGACAUUCAGCACACAAUAUAGCCUCAAAAGUCACAUGAAGGGCCAUGAGAAGGGCCCCCCCUACACUUUGCUCUCCAACAGCAUCUCUGAGGAUACAAACCACUCACUCUGCCUGAGCGACCUGAGCCUCAUGUCUACAGAUUCGGAACUGCGGGAUAAUUCAAAUCCUAUGCAGGGGCAAGACUUGAGCACCAUCUCACCAGCAAGCAUCUUUGAGUCUAUGUUCCAGAGCCCAGAGCCUUCUGCCAGUCAGGAAGACUCUCACCCGGCAGAUGUCUUGAUCGAAGAUUUUGUUGAUGACACAGAGCCAGCCCCAGCAGCCCCUCUCCCUCCCAGUGAUACCACCCCAGCAUUAUCCCUGCCGCUGGUUCUGCAGCUGGACAUCUCUGACACGGCCCCUCCAGCGCUACCUCUUCCUGGUGCUGGUGGUCCGCAAGCGGCUUAUGGCACACCGGCCCCACUCCUCCAGUCUCCUGAAGUGCCUGUUUCUGACCGCACACCGUUUGCAGCCAAUCCCCAGGACUUCCUGCAGCAGCACAUCCAGGCACCCCCUCAGUCUGCUGAAAUGGGGUUUUCUGUAGGCACAGGGACCACUUCAGCUCUCCCAGCCACUGCCGCUACUGCCACUCCUGCAGCCGUGAGUGUGGCUGAAGUCCAGUCCAUGCCUGUGGGAGGGAGCUCUGUGCUGGCUGGCAGCCCGACUAUCACCAUCACCCCCUCGCAAAGCGCAGCCAUCCUGCAGUCCAGCAUUGUCAUGGGAGAGCAGAACCUCCAGUGGAUUCUAAAUGGAGCCACCAGGACGUCCCAGAGCCAAGAGCAAAUGCCCCAGGCUCCUGUGCUGGAGAAGGUCUUCUUUACAACUGCCUUGCCUGUUGCUGGUAACGCGGGGAGCUCCAUGCAGCAGAUUGGGCUGAGCGUUCCUGUUAUCAUCAUCAAGCAGGAGGAGGCUUGCCAGUGCCAGUGCGCCUGCCGGGAUUCAGGCAAGGACAAAGCUGCCUCUGCUGGAAGCAGCAGCAGCAGCAGCAGCACUGAGAGCAAGAAGAUGAGCAGUUCUUCACUUGGUUCCCAGGUCUCAGGGGAGCCCCUCACCCCAGGCCCCCUGCUUCCAGCCUUCACUGUUGCUACGGCCCCUGCUGCCGCUGGCACCCCUGCUGCCACCCUCCUCUCGCCCACAUUGCCUCCCCCGGCUCCUUGUGAGUCAGGCUCUCUAGUGCGGAGCCCUUCAGACUCACUGCAGAACCAGUCCCUAAGUGCCAUGGAUGUCUCUGACUUCCUCUCUCUCCAGAGCCCCUCUGAGAUCCCCCUUGAAGCCCUCCUGCAAGGGGGAGAAGAGGAGGGGGAGGCAGCAGAGGAAGGGGAGCUUGCCCUGGGGAGCAGCUUCCCUAAGUGAAAGAGCCCUUCCAGCCCCGACCAGGAGGACGGGAGGAGCAGGAUGAGCAAGGGGCCCCAGAUGUUCCUGCUUAGGAGGAGGAGGAGAGAAAAGAGGCUUGUCUGAAGGGCUGGGCUGCACUCUCUGGUCACUUUGGUUCAUGGUGGCGCCUCUGAGCAUAGGAAUCGGUCACUGAGAGGAGGAGGAGGAGGCUUCUGUGGGCUGUCCGCUCUCAAGUUGCACCAAUGCCAUGGUGGUGGAACUGGCAUUGGAGGUGGUGCUGGCAGCAUUGGCAAGAGACUUCUUACAGCUCCUGGGGGGUCUCUUCACAGUAUGAGGAGCAUGCGCUAGAAUACGGGCAAGGGAGAGCAUUGCGGGUCCUCACAGCAGAGCCCUCUGCAAUUUGCAGGUUGCUGGUGUCCCCAGCUCGUGCCAGGGAGAAUGGGUGGCAGCAGCAGCAUGUGCUCUCUGUAUGGGCUCCUCUCCCUCCCAUUGCGCCUUCCAAGCACCUCCUCUUUUGCACAUAUGUCUCUGGCCCAGCUCUGGUGGGUGCUGGGGUUCCGCUGCUGACAUGGAUCUCAGGUUCAGCGCAGAUUCCUGUGGCUCACCAAAGCAGCUCCUGGGUGUUUACAUGAUUUUGGCGCCUUGGAGGAUUUGCACUGUCAAUUUUACCAGAACCAUUCACUCAGCACAGCAGCCAGUGGCAGAGAUGGGGAAGAGGCACCACCAGGCAAGCUUGGAAGGUUUUUGCUCUAGAGUGGCAGAGGUGGCCAUGGGGCCUAGCCUUGGUCAGGUGGGCCUGCUUUUGACAUGUAGGAACAGUUUGGCUAGUUCUAGCAACAAGGUGCUUGCCUUGAAGGUGUGGCAGAGUAAGUUCCCCGACCCUUCCCAUUUGCACAGAGUGGAUGCUGGGCCAGGUAGUCCUCUGGCUCUUCCCAAGGCUUCUUCCCGCUAAGCAGCAAUCACUGUGUUCAGGUUGUUGAUGUGGAAAAUGCAUCCUUUCUUAUCUUCUAACUUUACUCAGGGUAAAUUCUAACAUAGACUCCCCUCACCCCACCCAAAAGCCUGUAAGGUCUUGAAAAGUCUCCUUUUAAAAAAUGCUUUAUUUAUCUGCCAUUGUGUUAAUUAUUAAUUUAAGAAGUUUGAUGCCAUUGCUUGUCUUUCCUUGUCUGUUUGCUAGCCACCCCUUGAUAUUCUGAAGAUCGAAGGCCUUCCCUUACUGAGUAGAGUCAUUGUCUGGCCAGGUAUCCACAGCCAGGUAGGGCCUUGGCAGGAUGGCGCAGGGCACUAGCUAGCCCGAGCCAGGCAGAGAUUAGGAGGAGGGUGUGUUGGCUAAGUCUUUGGGCUGUUCAGCUUCUAGGCCUUGAAAUUUCCUUCUCUGGCAUGUCAAGACUUGGCUCACCUUGGGUUCUUUCUGGCCCCCACAACCAUAGGGACUUUGUUCUGUGUCAGGGGACUCGGGUAGGCAGAGCCAGUGAAGAGGAGUGUACAGAGGGCAUUAUUGCCACUGUUCUUCUGCUUUGCCCUUUCCGGAGCAGUAAAGAGCCCUGGGGAGUGGCUUUGCAAGGCCUCUGUGGGAGUGCUCGCCUCUGCCCCGUGGCUGGAUGUCUGCAUGAGUUCCUCUCCUUCCUGUCUGCCAAUGAGACAAACAGCCUGAAAUGCCACUUGGUUUGGCAUGGAGCCAUCCCCAAUGCUGGCAGGUCAGGGACUGAGAUUUUCAGAAGGUGCCCUGUGUUAGGCUGUUGCCUUGAACUGGAUGCUGGAGGCCUGGUGGUGGUGGGGAGACCAUCACCUAUUAUAGAGAGACCCCCCCCCCCCACACACACAUCUGUCUCCUAAGUCUGUCUGGGCUGGUUGCGGCUGCCGGUCACGCUGCCUUCAUUGUGCAAAGAACCCAGGACAUGAAUAGCUGUGGGGUGAAGAAGUGUCUUCCUCCUGGCUCAUCUGCUGGGAUGGAAGAGUGUGUCUGGAGUCUGUUGCUUUGGGCAGAAGCUGCUGCUGGAGACUAGAGGAGGAGAGUUCUUUGCUGAGGCUGCUCCCUUGACACUGGCCUGCUGGGCUUAAAAUGCACUUUAGUUCUCUUUAUGCUGACUGCUGCAGUUUUGUUUAUGAAUAAUAACUGUAAAGUUAUUAGGGUUGCUUCCCUUGUUUGCUCUGAUAGAAGUUAAGAAAAGGAGAGGAAAGAAAAGGAGCACUUAAUCUCCGUGCAAUAUGUAUAGCUAGCAGUGAUGUCCCCAUGUGUGAGUGCAUGUGCCUCUGUCUGUGUGCUAGGGAGCUGUGGCUGCUGUGUCCUCCGCUGCCCUCUUCCAACUUGUUCAUCUCGAAGCAAAUGUCCAGUCUAUGCAAAAUCUCCAUAGGCCAGAUUGCUCUUUCUGGAGCAAGGGUGGUCCCUGCUCAGAGCUCCAAGGAGAGCUGCUGUCCCUGCUCCACAGCUCCAACUAGCAAAAACCUCCAGGGGAAAGGUUUGGAGAAAAGGUUUUUCAGUCCUCUCUUGCACCUUCUUCCAGAACCUGCUGGUGGCUGAUCUGUAGACUCCACAAACCCCAACAACCGCAGCAGAAGCUGCUGCUGCUCUUGAGACCUGCAGGCAAGGAGGCGGCUGCAGCAACUGGCUGGUUUCUCUUUGCACAAGCCACAUACACACACACACACACACAAAGCUCCUGGGAACACCCAGGUGGGGUGGGGUGUUAUGAUGCUGAUAUGUUCUGAAUUAGGACGUGUUUUUAAAAAAACAACAACUUGGGGGUGUUAUUUCUCAAUUUUUUUCUAGAAGUAAUAUUGGCAUAUUUGUUUUGAUUUUCAUGCACCUGCCCUACAUUUGGGAAGGGCUGAUGACUCACCUAUUUGCGGGGCUCAUGGCUGUUUGUUUCUGGGGUUUGGACACUGGUUCUGCACUGAGAAAUGCCAAGGAAACUGGAUAUUUAUGUUGGGCGUGUGUGUCUGUGUGUUUGUGGAAUUGGUGCGUAACCCACACAGUGUUUUCAGUAGUGUGCUCACUGGCCAAAGCUGGGUUCUGUGCAGUGGACACUCUCUAGUAAAUGCAGUUUAUAUGUUUCUUAGCACAUGGGUAUUUUGGCUUUUUGUUCCUCAUGCAUUUUCCACAGUGAAGCCCAGGGAGACAUUGUUGUCCCCUACCCCCCCACAAAAAUUCCUUUCCUUUCCCAGCCUGUUAAUGGAAGUAGCUCCCUGCUUUGCUCAGCAAUGUUGUAUCUUUCCAAAUGCCCAGUUGCUGGAGUGCUUUAUGUGGGGAAACAGGAGGGGCUCCCCUUUUCUCUAGCAGUUCUGGGGGGGUGCAGAGGUGGGUGUAAGGGCUCUGUCAUGUCUUGGAGAACAGCCCCUUUCCUCCUUGGAACUAGUUGGAGGUAGAAUGGAUGUGCUCUGGAAGGGCGUUCCUAUUUGAGUAGGAAACUCACCCCACAGGUGAGACUGGAGGGUGGACAAAGGAAGGGGGAGGUAGUGAGGUGGAAGAGGGUCCAAGCCCACCUGACCGAUCACCACCUUCUCACAAGAGGCCUGUGGCUUCCAGAGUGGUGGCGGUGGUGGCUCCCAAAGGUGCUCAGAGACCUUUUGCAAAGUGCCUUUCCGGACCCUCACCCCCCUGCCUGGGCCAUGAGCUGAGCACCCCACUUCCCCCAUGCCAUGCCAUGCCAAGGUGAGCGAGCGAGCGGGAAAGUGGUGUUGCCGUGUGGCUCAGUUCCAGGAGGCGCAGGGCGAUGUCUCCUGGUGCUGCCUGACCUCCUGAGCUAGAUGAGGGGCAAAGAAGAGGCGAUUUGAAGUUGCCCGUUUCUCUCAGGAGUAUGUGUGUUGCGUUUAAGCGAAUUUAAUUUAACUCUGAAACAUGGGAACAAAUGUCCUUGCAUUUGAGUGAUGUGAAGAUGUUAGUUACAGGUACAGUACUUCCAAAGGAAGAACCUCUCCAAACCCCCGGAGCAUAAACAUGAAUUUGUAUUUUUGAAGAAUGUAAAAUGUGAAAUAACAGUGUUUGCUUAACUGCUCCAUUUUGUAUUAAAAAAAAAAGAGAGAUUAAUAUUGUACUUUGAAAUACAUGCCAGGAAGUGGAAAUUAAUUUUUUUAAUUGAAAGCAAUAUUAAUACCAAUGGGAUCUAAUUAAAUGCUUAUUUAAA